Messenger RNA from Gasterosteus aculeatus aculeatus (three-spined stickleback), 1379 nucleotides. NCBI's taxonomy places the organism in Eukaryota, Metazoa, Chordata, Actinopteri, Perciformes, Gasterosteidae. The record is from RefSeq and is a predicted model, not a curated record.
AUAUGCCACCUGGUUGAAUUCCAGAGAAGACCUUUCAGUGCGAGUGUUUCCCUGGAAAACGUGACAUCACCAGGUGAGGCGUGUCAUCAGGCACCGCUUUAAUAAAGCCCGAACAGUGCAAACGGCCACAACAAACCCGAGUCCAAAGACGCUCUACCUUCUCUGAAAAAGUAGCGCUUUUCGGUUUUAUUUAGAUUUCUUUUAUCAAUAGAAAAAAAGAUUUACCAAUCCAUCCGAUAUUGAAUUUUUGAUGCAAAGUCCUCUUUUCUUUUCUUUUUUGUCACGUGCUGUGUGGUGAAGGGCUGCACUCCGCUCCACCAUGUUUGUGAGCGAGGCGCUCGAGUGCGUCGUGUGCUGCUGCGAGUACUCGCGCAGGGGCCGGAUCCCAAGGGUCCUUCACUGCAACCACACCUUCUGCGCCCCCUGCCUGGAGAAAAUGUCCAAGCUGGAGGGGGUCAUCCGGACAGUGUCCUGCCCUCUGUGUCGCUGGACCACCUGCACCCGAGCCAGUCUGACCCUGCCCGGAGCCCUGUGGGUCAACACGGAUAUCUGGGAUAUGAUUCCAGAGGAGACGCCGGGGAAGGAGCAGCAUUUGGAUUUACACCAGACGAAGACCCCACGCAUCAGGUACAAACGAACCCUGAUUCCAGACACGCUGGUUUCACGUCCUCACUUCAAAAAAUCUUCAGCUGCGUCCUGGUGCACUAACGAGAGAUGAACGACUUGUGACCGCUCAUUCCGCAUCUCCAUUGCUCGGCACGUUUAACUCCAAUGCUUCUCGCUGACAUGUUUGGCUUACAUUUGCAGCAAUGAAAGGUUUGAGUAAUAAUGAUUCGAAGUAAGAAAGUUAUUUAUUGACAUUUUGAAAUGGCCUAUAAAUGAACAGAUGAUUAACCUUAAUACGUUAAUACUGCUCAAAGAACUAUUGUUGCUAAUCACUGAUACCCCAGAAUAUAUAACGUAUAAAUGUUGCCUUGUUUUCAUUGAACAAAUACGUUUUAAUUUGAAAAAAAUUUCAAUUUAAAACUCCAGAAAAUGUAUUAUUUGGUGGUUUAUUCUUAGACUUGUAUUUGAUUAUUAUAUUUACAAUACAGACCUAGCUAUUUUGACUUGUGUAUGUGUAUAUAUAUAAUUAGUUUUACAAAACCAGAAAGAUGGACAGAUAUCUGUCGCUGCUGGUCUUGGGAGUGAAGGACCCAAACAACUGUGAAGUUUGUGAAUUAGUUUAAAAAUAACUGAAAUAUCAACAAAUCCAUGUUCAUCAGUGAAUUGUGAGUUUCUUCUGAUCUGAAGAAAAUUAUUUAUGUAUUGUUCACUAUUUGUGUCACAUUGCCACCAUGUUUUUGGUGCAUUUGGAAUAAAAACAGUUGUGAUCUGGA